Didymella exigua CBS 183.55 is the source of this 2481-nucleotide messenger RNA. Its product is annotated as nitrogen regulatory protein area. The transcript has 4 exons. Gene Ontology annotation, molecular function: zinc ion binding; RNA polymerase II cis-regulatory region sequence-specific DNA binding; DNA-binding transcription factor activity, RNA polymerase II-specific. Gene Ontology annotation, biological process: negative regulation of transcription by RNA polymerase II; positive regulation of transcription by RNA polymerase II. NCBI's taxonomy places the organism in Eukaryota, Fungi, Ascomycota, Dothideomycetes, Pleosporales, Didymellaceae. The record is from RefSeq and is a predicted model, not a curated record. The coding region runs from base 1 to 2481 and encodes 826 amino acids.
AUGUCGCCAGGCGGCAUGCUCGACGAGCCCAUCUUCCCGGCCUUUGGCAGCGACGCCGCUGCAGUGAGCCCAGAGUCGCCCAGCGAGCUGCAGAAGAACGAUCCCUUGGGAACGCAAAUAUGGAAGCUCUACUCACGCGCGAAAACACAGCUGCCCAACGCAGAGCGCAUGUCCAACUUGACCUGGCGCAUGAUGGCUCUUAACAUGCGUCGCGCAGAGGAGCAGCGCAAUAGAGGGCCGCCGCCCCGGACUGCUCCCAGUGGAAUUGCACAGCAACUGAGACGCUCCGCCGAUCAGCAGGCCCAGGUGCAACAACAGCCACAACAGGAGCACCAGCCACAGCCACAGCCUGCGCACGACACAAUGAAUCUAGACGACUUCAUAUUUCCCUCAUCCGUCGGCAGUCCUGCAGGAUUGUCGCCAGAUCCGUCUAAUGCGGCGGAUGGCCCGUUUAAUGCAGGCUCCGGGGGGGUGCCGAUAAGGAAGGCUAAUCAGCUCAACGACCACAACCUCUCCCUCGCCCACGCCUCUGCUCCACCAGUCCCUCCUCUGAUCAACAGAGAGGAUGAAUUCGGCUACGUUCCCCGGCACGUUCGCAAGACCAGCAUUGACGAACGCCGACCACCCAAGCGACGAGCAGAAGCCUCGCCGCAGGUCCCUCCCGUCAACAGUAUUAUGAUACCCACCGACGCUCAGGCAGAGGCCGACUUGAACCACUACUCGCUCGACCACUCGAUGCAGCCACCCGCCUUCGCCGCCUCGCAGGCGCAGGUGCCCUUUUCGAUCGACACAUUCCAGAUGCACGAGGAUCCUGUCAUAAAUUCAGCAGGGCCGUUCCAGCAGAACUUUGGCUUCUCUCCCGUUGGUUCACCCAUGAUGAAUCACGGCACCUCCUUCCCCAACAUCUUCAACCCCAACUCGAUGGCCUCCUCCCUCAACUCGACCGACUACUACUCGCCCCCGAGCUCAGCCUUCCCUUCGGCCGUCUCGACACCUCAGCCCAUGAAUGACGAUAAUCAGAUGUACUUUGACCGUCAUGGUAUGGACAUUCGGAGCCAGCAUAGCAGCGGUGUGUCUUACGGGUCACAUCGUCCUUCAGCCCUCUCGAACUCUCUGCAGCCGCAGUUCGUUUUCAACCCCAACGGUGGGGGACCAGAUACAGUCUUCAGCCCGGUCACAAGCGCGAGCUCUUCUCUGCCCUUCUCGGCGACCUCGUUCGGUCACUCUGGCCAUGUCGACCCAUCACAAGUCCUUCACAACAACCUGCCCCUUCGUCAGCAGCACGAGUUGCAGAUGUCACGGAACGAGAAUAUGUUCACAUUUGGUGCGGACUCAGAUGCGGAGGAGGACGAGGGCAGCGCAUUCGCAGAUCGCAACAUGCCUACACAGGAGUUCUCACCAAUGGACGAUGGUUCACUCGACUUCAACACAAACUACCAGUGGGAGACCAACUUGUCCAACCAGUUCAACCCUAUGCAGGCGCGAUACCCAGCAGGCCCUCCACGCAAGACAGUGACUAUUGGACCCACUGAGGUCCAUUCACCACAAGAUCACUGGAGUCCGAGCAGCCUGGGCCGGACGCAUGGCUCCGCUGCCUCCGUGAGCGAUAUUCGCAAUCGUGGGAACGAUCCGCGUCGUGGGAAGAUACCCCGCACCACGUCAACGCCGAAUACUGCGGGAUUAUUGCACCAAGCCAUGCACGGCCGAAUCCAGUCAUCGCCCGACUCACCUCCAGAAACGGGAUUACAGUCAGGGUUCAGCUCUGCUGCGCCGUCUCGGCCUCAAAGCCCGGGUGGCACAAAGCCAGGUGAGGGAGGUGCACCAACAACCUGUACCAACUGCUUCACGCAGACAACGCCUCUUUGGCGACGUAACCCCGAGGGUGCACCGCUUUGCAACGCGUGUGGUCUGUUCUUGAAGCUGCACGGUGUUGUUCGCCCGCUGUCACUAAAGACGGACGUCAUCAAGAAGCGCAACCGCGGUAGCGGCAAUGCUCCUGUCGGACCGUCUUCUACACGAGCUUCGAAGAAAUCUUCCCGCAAGAAUUCCAUCGCGAUGACACCAGUAACAACACCGAAGGCGGCCGAAUCAGAAUCGCCGAAAUCAACUGGAUCUAGUGGCGGUGUGUCGUCUAGCGUCAAUCUCGCUCCAGCUUCCUCCAACUCCAAGUCAGCUGGUGUUGUACCAAUAGCACCUGGCCCAACCAAGAACAACAGCACAAUGAACGUCAUCCAGCCACGUGGACCAAGCAUGACACCAAGACGAGCACGCGCACAAAGUAAGAGUGGCACGCAAGAGUUGGAGAUGGCCGACGCCGGCGACACGAGUGGAAAGAUACCCGUCCGAAGGAAAGAUGCUCCUAUCGCAGCUCCGAGUCCAUUCCCAAGUCAAAAUCUAGGGGCUCUGCCUAUGGGCGCCAUGGGUCAAGGGCUACAAUCGUCUGGACCUGCAGAAUGGGAAUGGCUAACCAUGAGCCUGUAA